This is a messenger RNA of Pneumocystis jirovecii RU7, 324 nucleotides long. Its product is annotated as mitochondrial 54S ribosomal protein YmL27. Gene Ontology annotation, molecular function: structural constituent of ribosome. NCBI's taxonomy places the organism in Eukaryota, Fungi, Ascomycota, Pneumocystomycetes, Pneumocystales, Pneumocystaceae. Gene Ontology annotation, biological process: translation. Gene Ontology annotation, cellular component: mitochondrial large ribosomal subunit. Bases 1 to 324 code for a protein of 107 amino acids. The transcript is spliced from 4 exons. The record is from RefSeq and is a predicted model, not a curated record.
AUGUUCAAACCUACAUUAAUUGUGAAUGGAGCAAGAAGGCUUCCAAUGACAUCUAAACAAGGCAGAGAAUUUUACAAAGGUUCUCGUACAGGAUCAAUGGGCAGACAUACAAAAAGAGGACAUUAUUUAAUUGACUGGACAAAAGUCAGAACAUUUGUUGUUCCUAGUGGUCUUGAUACAACACUUCUAAAGCCCUUUGUUACGCUCAAAGUGCGUCCAAUGCGAUCCUCUUUUGGUCCUGGACAAAAACAUGGAUUUGAUGGAAAUAUAUAUUAUAGUCAAUGGAAACAAGAGAAUCCAAGUGAAAAGAAGGAAGGUUCUUAA